Molecule: messenger RNA, 1919 nt
Organism: Cylicocyclus nassatus
Lineage: Eukaryota; Metazoa; Nematoda; Chromadorea; Rhabditida; Strongylidae
Source: the annotation of a GenBank genome assembly
AUGAUGACGUCGAUGGCGCAGUUGAUGUUCGACGAGUACGGUCAGCCGUUCAUCGUCAUGCGAGAUCAGGAGAAGCAGAAAAGGCUUACCGGCAUUGAAGCUGUGAAGAGUCACAUUCUUGCUGCUCGAUCCGUUGCGAAUACACUGCGUACAUCCCUUGGCCCUCGUGGACUGGAUAAAAUGCUGGUAUCUUCUGACGGAGAAGUAACCAUUACUAAUGAUGGAGCUACCAUCAUGGAGAAAAUGGAUGUGCAACACCACGUUGCCAAACUAAUGGUGGAACUCAGCAAGUCGCAGGAUGAUGAGAUUGGUGAUGGAACCACCGGAGUUGUAGUGCUCGCUGGCGCUCUUCUCGAGGAAGCUGAACGAUUGCUUGAUCGUGGAAUUCAUCCGAUUAAAAUUGCCGAUGGCUUCGAUUUGGCAUGCAAAAAGGCAUUGCAAACUCUUGACAGUAUGGCAGACAAAUUUCCUGUGGCUGAUAGGGAACGUCUUGUAGAAACGGCGCAAACUUCCCUGGGAAGUAAAAUUGUGAACAGAUGUAUUAGACAGUUUGCCGAAAUUGCCGUAGAUGCAGUGCUAUCAGUCGCUGAUCUUGAAACACGUGAUGUCAACUUUGAACUCAUCAAAGUGGAGGGAAAGGUCGGUGGCCAUUUGGAGGAUACUGUGUUGGUCAAGGGAAUCAUAAUCGACAAGACAAUGUCGCAUCCACAAAUGCCAAAGGAACUGAAGGAUGUAAAAGUCGCUAUUCUCACUUGUCCGUUUGAACCUCCAAAGCCGAAGACUAAGCAUAAGCUCGAUAUCACCUCUUCGGAAGAUUUCAAGGCUUUGCGCAACUAUGAAAAGGAGACAUUUGAGACUAUGAUCAAGCAGGUCAAAGACAGCGGUGCCACUCUGGCCAUCUGUCAGUGGGGCUUCGAUGACGAAGCGAAUCAUCUUCUGCAUCAUCAUCAGCUUCCAGCUGUGCGUUGGGUAGGAGGACCAGAAAUAGAACUUCUUGCAAUUGCAACCAAUGGCCGCAUUGUACCUAGGUUUUCUGAGCUAUCUCCAGCCAAACUUGGCUCUGCUGGUUUGGUGCGAGAAAUCACAUUUGGAACCGCUCGCGACCGCAUGCUUUCUGUUGAGCAAUGUCCAAACAGCAAAGCGGUGACGAUCUUCGUGCGUGGCGGAAACAAAAUGAUUGUUGACGAGGCUAAACGUUCGCUCCAUGACGCACUAUGUGUGAUUCGUAAUUUAGUUCGUGAUGAUCGUAUUGUUUACGGUGGUGGAUCAGCUGAAACUGCUUGUGCUAUAGAAGUUGCGAAGGAAGCUGAUAAGAUUGAAGGAGUAGAGCAAUACGCCUUCCGCGCGUUUGCUGAUGCCCUCGAAGCUAUCCCGAUGGCGUUAGCAGAAAACAGUGGGCUCAAUCCGAUAGAUGCAAUUACCGAUUUGAAGGCAAAACAAAUCAAAACUGGAGAGUCUUAUCUGGGCAUCGAUGCUCUGUUCAAGGGAACUAACGACAUGAAAGAACAAAAAGUUAUUGAGACACUUGUUUCAAAGAGGGAACAAGUUUCGCUAGCUACUCAGGUUGUACGUAUGAUCCUCAAAAUCGAUGACGUUCGAGUCCCCGAUGACGAACAAUCUCAAUAUUGAUAUCAUAGUCAGAAACAUCCAAUCAUUUUUUGCGGAAGUCACAAAGGUCUUACCCCGAAGUUUUUUGUUUUUGCUAUUCAACUCUAUGCAUUAUAUGCUUUGCUUUGUAAGAAAAACUUUGAAUGUUCCUUACAUGGCAAGUUCAAGCUCUCUCCGUUCCAUUGUUGCCGUGGUCCAUGCUUUACUACGGAAUCCCGACUUUUGUUUUGCAACGGUGCUCAUCCGUUUGCUUUUGCUUUGUGAGCAAAGCUAUUGUUUUAGUUCUUGUUGUCGAAUAAAUUUGUUUGAUG